AUGUACCUUUCAAUUCUUGCACUCCCUAUGUUUGGUUCAGCAGUUGCUGGUCUAUUCGGACGUAAAAUCGGAGUAACAGGGGCACACAUUAUUACAACAGGAUGUCUUGCAUCUUCUGCUGUGCUUGCUAUCGUAGCUUUCUACGAAGUAGGUCUUUGUGGAUCACCUGUUUCUAUCGAACUAUUCAGUUGGAUCGACUCAGAAUUCAUGCUUGUACAAUGGGGAUUCCUAUUUGACAGUCUAACAGUAUCUAUGCUGCUACCUGUUCUUGUGGUUUCAUCACUUGUACACCUAUACUCUAUUUCAUACAUGGCAGCAGAUCCGCACAACCAACGGUUCUUCUCAUACCUGUCUAUGUUCACAUUCUUCAUGCUAAUCCUUGUAGCUGGAGAUAACUACUUUGUUAUGUUUAUUGGAUGGGAAGGGAUUGGUAUCUCUUCUUACCUUCUAAUUAACUUCUGGUACACUCGUAUCCAAGCUAACAAAUCAGGAAUCAAAGCUCUUACAGUUAACCGUGUAGGUGAUAUGUUCCUAUCUAUUGGUUUCUUUGCUAUCUUCUGGGUGUUCGGUAACGUUGAUUACGCUACAGUAUUCAGUGUUGCACCAUUCAUUAACGAAACAGCAAUCACAAUCAUUGGACUUCUACUGCUAAUCGGAGCUAUGGCUAAAUCAGCCCAAAUCGGACUGCACACAUGGCUACCCGACGCUAUGGAAGGACCGACUCCUGUGUCAGCUCUUAUUCACGCAGCUACUCUGGUAACUGCUGGGGUAUACCUGAUGCUACGAUCAUCACCUAUCAUCGAAUACGGACCUACUGUUCUAGUAGUUAUCACAUGGGUUGGGGCACUAACAGCAUUCUUUGCUGCUACAACAGGUCUACUACAAAAUGACCUGAAACGAGUUAUUGCAUACUCUACAUGUUCACAAAUGGGUUACCUAUUUAUGGCUGUAGGACUAUCACAAUACAACGUUGCUCUAUUCCACCUUGUGAACCACGCAUUCUUCAAAGCUCUUCUAUUCCUUGCUGCAGGGGCUGUUAUUCACGGUAUGGCGGACCAACAAGAUCUGCGACGACUAGGUGGACUGGUAAAUUUCCUACCAUUCACUUACACAGCUAUCCUUAUUGGAUCACUAUCUCUAAUGGCCUUCCCAUUCCUAACAGGAUUCUACAGUAAAGAUCUAAUCCUAGAAGUUGCUCUAGGACAAUACGAAGUGUCUGGUAAUGUUGCUUACUGGCUGGGAACUAUCUCAGCUGUGUUCACAGCAUUCUACUCAUUCCGACUGAUCUCUCUAACAUUCUUCACUGUGCCUAACGCUCCUAAAGGAGAUUACCUACAUGCACACGAAGCAGAUAUGAUUACUGUGAUUCCACUAGUGAUUCUAUCUAUUAUGUCUAUUGCGUUCGGUUACGUAGCUAAAGACCUAUACGUAGGAGUAGGAACUGAUUUCCUAUCAGCAGCCCUAUUCCAACACCCAGAUCACAUCUCACUGAUUGAAGCAGAAUUCGGACUACCUCUAGUUCUUAAACUGCUACCUGCAAUCGGUAGUCUAUUUGGGGCAUUCCUUGCACUCUACCUAUACCACUCCGUGCCAGCCUUCACAAUUGGUCUAACAAACAAUGUGAUCGGUAAAGCACUAUACAAAUUCCUAAACGGAAAAUGGCUAUUUGAUAUGGCUUACAAUAGCUACAUCAUUGGCGGUGGUCUACAUGUUGGACAUGUUAUUUCUAAAGUAAUCGACCGAGGGGUUAUCGAAAUGGUUGGUCCGUACGGUUUCACAGCUGUACUAACUAACGCAGGACGAUCCGUAGGAAGUUACGACACAGGAGUAAUCACAAGCUACGCUCUGUACAUCAUUCUUGGACUAAUCUCUUUCAUCUUCCUACUGUUUGCACCGGUACUACUACAAAGUGGUGCAGUUGACUCAGCAUUCGGAGGUGACCUUGGACUAAUCCUAGUAUACCUAAGUGCGCUUGUAUUACUACCAACAGCCAAAGCGGCUUCAUCAUCAUAA
Messenger RNA from Dioszegia hungarica, 2013 nucleotides. The record is from the annotation of a RefSeq genome assembly. Lineage: Eukaryota; Fungi; Basidiomycota; Tremellomycetes; Tremellales; Bulleribasidiaceae.